Phytophthora nicotianae INRA-310 is the source of this 2511-nucleotide messenger RNA. RefSeq lists its product as hypothetical. The transcript has a single exon. The record is from RefSeq and is a predicted model, not a curated record. Bases 324 to 2477 code for a protein of 717 amino acids. Gene Ontology annotation, molecular function: protein binding. NCBI's taxonomy places the organism in Eukaryota, Oomycota, Peronosporomycetes, Peronosporales, Peronosporaceae.
CUCGAGACUUAGAAAUCGCGCCAGAGUGUUGAGCGACGUCCUGCUGAUGACUGAUGGGGCAGGCUGCGUGUGCGGCGCGUCAACUAGAGACGCUACCGAGUCCUCGCCGGCGCUGUUCUGCUUGGCAUCUUGUUGCUGCUGUCGCACAUACUCCGACACCAGGAGACAAACACUCAGCAAGUAACUAUUUGCCUUCCACUUGCGCAUGAUGCCAAGAUGGUUUUGGAAGUGAACGAAAUGUACCAUAAAAAUGGUACCGAUUUUUACAAUUAGCCGCUUAAAUUAGUUAGCAGUAGUCACAAAAGAGACUAUUUUGUAAUAGCAUGUCGCCAACUGCAGUUGACCUGGUGUGUCGGUCGAAAUCGGAGCUCGACGGGAUUACGUAUGUGGUGGACGCUAUCUCGGCGUACGCUGAUUCUUCAGUGGAAUUGCCUCUUGCGAAAGCUUGUACGUUUGGAUCGUUGAGGUUGCUAAAUCGCAUUUGGAACAGUACGAUUGACCUCGAGUCCAAUGGUCGAGGAAUGUGGUCCAUCAGGAAGUUGCUACGAUCGUAUAAAUUGUAUGGGAAACUGCAGUUUACGUUGUGUCUACUAGAAGCAGUGAAGAUUAACAGUUUGGAGAUUGUCCAGUGGUUGUUCGAGCGCUUUCCAGACUAUGGAGUGAGACGACCAGUUGUCUAUGGGGCAGCUGAAGCAGGAGCUUUAGAGAUCCUCCAGUAUUUCCGUGAGCAUGGCACAACUGUCAAUCAUGAAGAUGAAGAGAACCUGGAAGGCGGGCGUUGGAAUGAGGAGACGGAGAAUUGGGAGAAAGGUAGGUGGGUCUACUGGGGCAAUGAAGAUGCCGCUCAAGCUGCUCUAGGAGGACACCAAGAUGCAGUCAUGUACAUUUACGAAACUACUGCGUACGAAGACAGAUGUGAUUAUGACACUAUUGGCGGAGCAAUUAUCAGAGGAGACUUGGAGUUAGCAGAAUGGCUCUCAGAUAGACUGGACAUGUUACCUGACGGGCCUGACGCUCACCUUGGCGCGGCUGCGAACGGGCACGUUAGAUCGCUUCAGUGGCUACAUGCUCGAGGCCAGUACAGCAUGUAUGACGUCGGUGUGUUGGUGAGAGCAGCUGAAGCUGGCCACCUGGAUGUAGUUCGAUGGAUAAUUGAUCGUGAUUGGAAUGACCAAGGGCUUGGCACUGACAGUGGUGAAGACGAGGACGAGUAUGCUAUGGGCUAUAACAGAGGUAACAGGACACGUCGAACGCACAUCACUUGCCUCAGUGGGGAAGCAAGUUUAGCGAUUCAUGCUGCUGCCAUCCAUGGCCAUCUCGAUGUUGCCAAGUAUCUGCAUUCUCGUAUUGACAUUCCACUCGACGCAAUUGAUAGAGUGAAAGAGGAUUGGCGGCUGUACAAAAGGUUGAAAGCAAUAUCAAGGCAGAUUGGGCAGAACAACAAUGCUGCAAAGGUUUCAGGAGUAACGAUGCUGCUUGCUGCGCAAAGAGGACAUGCUGAUGUCGUUCAGUGGCUCUACGAAGAAUAUCAUGGCGACCCGAGAAUUAACCUUUUCUGGGUUUACAGCGACGCUGAAGCAAAAUAUGUCAGUGUUGUUGACGCAGCAGCAGCAAAUGGCCACUUAGAGAUCGUAAAAUACUUGCUUCAAGUGGGAAAAGAAGGUAACGAUAGCGUCGGGCCACCCCAAAAGCGACAACGCACUCAAGAGUCCUCGAACUUCACAGUUCGAGAGGAUAUGCAUGACACACAUUCAGAGCUCCUUGAUGACCCAACGAUGCCGUCAUGUACAAAGAAAGCCAUCGAUAAUGCUGCCACAGCUGGUCACUUAGACGUUGUGAAGUGGCUUCAUGUUAACCGCACGGAUGGCUGUACAGCGGAUGCAAUGGACCUGGCUGCGUUAAAUGGGCACCUGGAAGUGGUGCAGUGGCUAGACGCUAAUCGAAAUGAAGGAUGUACAACCGGAGCAAUGGAUAAUGCCGCAACUUCUGGAGAAUUAGCUGUAGUGAAGUGGCUCCACGAGCACAGAACUGAGGGCUGCACAUUGGCAGCAAUGAAUGGUGCUGCAAGCAAUGGCUUCCUUAUUGUCGUGAAAUGGCUGCACGACAAUCGAAGUGAAGGAUGCUCGAGCGCCGCGAUGAAUGGAGCUGCUGCUCGUGGAGCACUGGACGCUGUAAAGUGGCUGCAUCAUCAUCGAUCUGAGAGCUGCACGCCAUUAGCCAUGGACGAAGCUGCUCGUAAAGGUCACCUACAUGUACUUCGAUGGCUGUUUGAAAACCGGGACGAAGGUUUUACUACGGUAGCAGUGUAUAAUGCGGCUCAGGCGGGGCACUUCGAAACCGUGUUGAUUCUACACAACUUGGCACAAAAAGGCCUUGUGCCUGAAGUUGAAAAAAUGAACGAAGAUGCCUCGAUGGUCUUGAUCUCUGACAUAUAUCAAGAAGUUGUGAGGGCUGUACUGCCAAAAACUGACGAGUAGCUUCAGAAGCUUGAGCGAUUGACAUACAAUGCUG